This is a messenger RNA of Parascedosporium putredinis, 309 nucleotides long. The record is from the annotation of a GenBank genome assembly. NCBI's taxonomy places the organism in Eukaryota, Fungi, Ascomycota, Sordariomycetes, Microascales, Microascaceae.
AUGCCGAAAAUAAAGCCCCUCGCGACCUCGCAAGAAUGGUUCGACCAGUCCAUCCUCCUCAUUGAGGCUCGCCCCACCACCACCUUUGACCCCGUCAGCGGCGUCGUCCUCAAGUACAAGACUACCAAGGCCGCCGAAGUCAACCGCCUCAUCCAGGUUCUCGGGAAGCUCAGCAAGGGCAUGGCCGGCCUCCAGGGUGCCCGGGACGACGUGCUCGGCACCGGUGCUACCGCGGCGGACGAGUCCGAGAAGCCAGCCGCCGAGGGCGCGCUGCCGCGGCCAAGGGAGGACCGCAGGAACGCCGAAUAG